Molecule: messenger RNA, 1143 nt
Organism: Trichomonas vaginalis G3
Lineage: Eukaryota; Parabasalia; Trichomonadida; Trichomonadidae
Product: antigen BSP-related family
Exons: 1
Coding region: 1-1143 (380 amino acids)
Source: RefSeq, a predicted model, not a curated record
AUGCUGCUUUGCUUAAUUUCAUAUUCGUUCUCUGUAUGCCCCGAGGGACAGUCGUAUGAAAUUCCAAAUGGUACAUCAUCAAUCAAUGAAAAGGAAUUUUACCGAUGCUCUAGACUCACAACAAUAACAAUCCCUAAUAGUGUUACAUCAAUUGGAUCCAGUGCAUUUUAUGGUUGUUCAAGUCUUGCAUAUCUAGAAAUUCCUAAUAGUGUUACAUCAAUCGGUGAUAAUUCAUUUGCUGAAUGUUCAAGUCUUACAGAUAUAGAAAUUCCUAAUAGUGUUACAUCAAUUGGACCCCGUUCAUUUUUUGGAUGCUCUGAGCUCAAAAAUGUGACAAUUCCUAAUAGUGUUUCAUCAAUCAGUAAUUAUCUAUUUGCUGAAUGUUUAAGUCUUACAGAUAUAGAAAUUCCUAAUAGUGUUACAUCAAUUGGACCCAGUGCAUUUUAUGGAUGUUUAAGUCUUUCAACAAUAACUUUGGGAAAUCAAAUUAUAUCAAUUGAUGAAAAUGCAUUUGCUGAAUGUUCAAGUCUUACAGAUAUAGAAAUUCCUAAUAGUGUUACAUCAAUUGGACCCAGUACAUUUUAUGGAUGUUCAAGUCUUUCAACAAUUACACUGGGAAAUCAAAUUAUAUCAAUUGGAGAAUAUGCAUUAUCUGGAUGUUGGAGUCUUACAUAUUUAAAUAUUCCUAAUAGUGUUACAUCAAUUGGAGAAUAUGUUUUAUAUGGAUGCUCUGAGCUCAAAAAUGUGACAAUUUCUAAUAGAAUUACAUCAAUCAGUAAUAAUUCAUUUGCUGAAUGUUCAAGUCUUACAGAUAUAGAAAUUCCUAAUAGUGUUACAUCAAUUGGACCCAGUGCAUUUUAUAGAUGUUCAAGUCUUACAUAUUUAGAAAUUCCUAAUAGUGUUAUAUCAAUUGGAGAAUAUGCAUUUUCUGAGUGCUAUGAGCUCAAUAUUAUAACAUUUGGAAAUAAAAUAAUUUCAAUUGGAAUAAGCGCAUUUGAAAGUUGUGAGCGCCUCAUAAAUAUAACACUUCCUAAUAGUAUUACAUCAAUUGGAGAAUAUGCAUUUUAUGGCUGUUAUGAUCUCAUUAAUAUAAUAAUUACUAAUAAAAUCACAUCACUUGAAAAUGGAGUAUUUUCUGCAUGA